Molecule: messenger RNA, 1581 nt
Organism: Naegleria gruberi
Lineage: Eukaryota; Heterolobosea; Eutetramitea; Acrasida; Naegleriidae
Exons: 2
Coding region: 1-1581 (526 amino acids)
Source: RefSeq, a predicted model, not a curated record
AUGGAAGACGAUUUUGCUGUUGUGAUUGUUCAUCUUGAUCAAACACCAAAAAGCUCGCUUCUUCUCUCUCGAUAUCGAGAAAGAUUUUUGGAUGUGAAAUACAUGUCAAUUCUUGCAAAAGCUAUUCGAAACUCACAAUCAGAACGCAAUAUUUAUAUGUCAAUGGAUAAGAAAUGGAAAUUUGAUUUAUUCAUGAUGAGAAAAUUCUUGGAAUGUAAACCAUCAAAUUUGGAGAAACCAAACGAUUUUCAAUACGAAAAGAAACAAAUUAUUGAAAAUUGUGAUUAUUUGAAACAAGUUGGUUGGUUGCGCAGUGUUGAUAAAGAAACAAUGCUUGAAUGUUCUAAGAAAAUGGAAAUUCAUGAUGUACUUUCGUGUUGUCGUCAAGAUUUUUUAAGAGAUAGAGAGUUUCUAAUAGCUAUUCUAAAGAAUGCGAAACUCUCUUCGAAUAGAUAUCAGUGUUUCUAUUCAUUAUUUAAAGAUUCUAAUUGGUGUAUGGACAGAGAAAUUCUUGAGUUACUGGCUAGUAAAUAUGGAUAUGUGCCACAUGUCAAUAAUUUGGAAAAGGAUUUUGAAUUAGGUGUGAUGGCUGCAAAAAGUGGACAACGAAUCCAUUCAAAUUUUUCAUAUUUACCAGAUAAUUGGAAAGAAACAAGAGAAUCAAUAUUAAUGGCUUUUGAAAUUGAUCCAGAAUGUCUUGAGCUAAUUUCAAAAUCUUUUAGAAAAGAUAAAGAACUCAUGAUGCAAAUAAUUCAAAGUGAAAAAGGAAUUCCACAAAAAAUUGCAAAACAUUUGGAUGAAUCAUUGCUAAAAGUGAGAGAAUUUGCAAUUUAUGCCUUGACCCAUGAUUCAUCGAUUGAAUAUCUUGUGAAAAUUCUGAAAUUGGAUAAGGAAAUGUUGAAAAUUAUUGCAAAGAGGGAUGCAUAUCAUUUUCCAACGAAUCAUUCUUAUAGAAAUGAUAGAGAAUUAAUGAUUGAAAUGCUCAAAUGUGGAGUUUCAUAUGAAAAGUUUGACGAAUCUCUUCAAGAUAUGCAAAUUGUAAAAGAAUCAUUGAUUUAUAUGAGAUUUCCAGUUUCCUUUUCAUUUAUCAAAUUGGAAUUGAGAAAAGAUAGAGAAUUAACCAAGAUGGCUCUAGAAAUUAAUCCACACAUAUUCAGAUACAUUUAUUUUGAAUUCAAAUCUGAUUUAGAAAUAGCUCUAUUGGCCAUCAGAAAACUGCCAAACAAUCUUCAAUUUAUGACUACAGCUUUCAAAAAGAAUCCUGAAAUUAUAUUACCAGUACUUGAGCUAGAUCCUCUCACUCUACAAUAUGUCGAUCCUUCCAUUGAAAAUUAUCACGAACUUGUAAUGAAUUGUGCGAAAAGAGAUCCCGCAACAUUUCGAUUUGUCAAGGAACAAGAUCCAUUCCUUCCUCAAAUUCUUUCAAUUGUACCCCAGUGUUUUCACUGUAUUCAUGCAGAUGUUCAUGGAAGAGAGAGAUUUAAAUAUUUGGAAUUUACUUUACAGUAUGAUGUUUCAAACAUUAUGACGAUUAUAUUGGGGAAGAUCAACUCGAAUUCAUUUUCAAAAGAGGAGAUUUGA